AUGACGGGUACUAACGGAGGACUACCGAGAGCUGAUUCAUCGUCCGAACCGAUCGCUCGACUCGCCCAAGCCAUCAAUGCUCUCGCCGACCGCCCUAAAAGACCCGAACUGGUCCCCUUUGCUGCGGAAAACAUUUCGCGGCUGCAAAACGCGAUUCGCGGACCCGCCUACCACUCCGUGGCGUCCUUGCUGUGGACGUCUCUUGACCCUCAGGAGAUUAUCGACGCCCUGCAGCAGACAUACGCCCGGCCGGAAAUUCUGGUGGCCCGAGAAAUCUCGGACAUACGAGGCAGUCCUAAGAUAAAAACUCCGCAGCCCGUCAACUUCCCGCGCGGCCUUCUUAAAAUCAUUGCGGUCACUAUUGAGGGCCCCGACGGCGAGUAUGAGACGACGGCACUACUGGACGAGGGCAGUACCGCGACGCUCAUCGACAGCGAAGUAGCGACUCGUAUCGGUGCUGUUCCCAUCCGACAGGAGCGGGUCAGGUUAGAGGGGGUUGGCGAUAUGUCGAAGGUCGUGGACGUAAGUUAUGUCAACUUCUACAUCCGUGGUCGCAAUAAAACCGAACGACACCUUGUCGAAAACGCAAGGGCCAUUAAGCCCCUUAAUUUACGGGUGCGUAACGAUAAAGUGAACGUGGUAAAUUACGACCACUUGGCGGCUUUGUCCACCGACCUGACGACAAGCAGCGACCCCCCUUCCAUACUUAUCGGUGCCCCUGACUGGCAUUUGACAGUCAGCCGUGAGGUGCGUUGUGGACGGAAAAAUGAACCUGUCGCCUCGAGAACCCUCUUAGGGUGGGUACUCCACGGUGCCUCGUCUAACUCUUCCAAGCCAAUGCAAUUCGUGAACCAGCUCAACGUUCACCAGCACUGCGACGAGUUGGACGCCUUGAUUAAAAGUCAAUACGAUAUUGACUCUUUAGGCAUUACAAAAAGCCUACCUCGCCAGAGCGUCGACGAUGCACGCGCCGUCAGUAUCAUUGACGAGUCGGCUCGACGACUGGCGGAUGGCAGGUUUGAAGUCGCUUUACCCUGGAAGGAGCACUUACCAAACGUUGUACCCGAUAGUUACCCACAAGCGUUGUCCCGCCUUAAGGCUCUUGAAAGGCAAAUGUCAAAGGACCCAAAGUUUGAAGUAGCGUUUAGAAAAUUUAUUACGGAUAUUCUAUCUAAAGGAUAUGCCGAGGAAUGCGAACCUAGUACCUACCACGGAAGCGACCAGCAUCGUAGUCGCGUCCGCUGGUACCUACCUAUAUUUGGUGUCUUCCAUCCGCAGAAAAAGAAGCUGAGAGCCGUUCACGAUGCUGCCGCUACGACACGAGGUGUCAGUUUGAACAGCAUGUUGUUACAGGGCCCGGACCUCCUGCGAUCUUUGAUAGAUAUACUAUUCAGGUUUAGAGAAGGGCCCGUAGCUUUAAAUGCGGAUAUAAAGGAGAUGUUUCCCCAGAUUAAAAUAAGUCCUAAAGAUAGGGACGCUCAGCGCUUUCUCUGGCGGUCAAACGGAGUGGUACGCGAGUAUCGUAUGUCGUCGAUGAUCUUUGGCGCCGUUUGUAGCCCUUUUAUAGCGCUCCACCUUAAAGAUAAAAACGCUAAAGAAUUUCAAUCGACUCACCCAGAAGCCUGCAGCGCCAUCUUAAACGAUCACUACAUGGACGACUACCUAUCUAGCCAUUUUAACAUCGCUGACGCAGCACGAAUAGCUUCGGAGAUAGUCAUGGUUCACAAAAAUUGCCAAUUCGAAAUGCGAUCCUGGAUCUCCAACGUACCAGACGCAUUAUCUAAAAUUCCAAAAGAACUCCGAAGCGAUUGUGAUGACGUCUACUUACCCUCUAACAAGGAAGUAGGCGUUCUUGGCGUCAAAUGGAAUCCCGCCCGAGACACUCUCACCUUUCGGGCGACCACUGAAACGACUGACGAAGCCAUUACCAAACGAAUUGUUCUCUCAAAUGUGAUGAAGCUGUACGACCCUUUAGGUCUUCUCAUGCCCAUCACAAUUUGGGGACGCAUUCUUAUACAAAAAUUAUGGCGCGAAGGCGUCGGUUGGGAUACGCUACUGCCAAGUAAGUACGUAGAAGAAUAUAAAGCAUGGUGUAAACUCCUAAGGGAAGCCUCCUCUAUAGAGGUGCCACGAUGCUACCUUCUCAACCUGGAGCGGAGUGACAUUCAACUUCAUGUCAUUUCGGACGGUGGAGAACAAGCAUACGCCUGUGUCGCCUUCUGGCGCGUGAUGUACACAGAUGGCACCGUGUCUGUAGCCCUAAUCGGUAGUAAAGCGCGAGUGGCGCCACUGAAGCCGUUAUCGAUACCCCGAUUAGAGCUACAAGCAGCGCUAAUUGCAUCACGUUUCUCGCAAACAAUUAAAAGUGCCCACCGUCUAAAACCGUCGCGGACAAUAUUUUGGACGGAUUCCACUACAGUUUUGAAGUGGAUUAGGAGUGACGCGCGUAAUUUUAAGCCCUUCGUAGCGCAUAGGUUGGGAGAGAUAGCGGAACUCUCCAACCCGUCUGAUUGGAGAUGGCUCCCUACCUCUCUCAACGUGGCUGACGAUGCCACGAAGCCCAAAGUUUUGAAACUCGAGGCUAACCAUAGAUGGUUUUCUGGCCCGUCUUUCCUUUUGCAGACUGAGGACUUUUGGCCAAAGGAAACGCAAGCCAAUACCGCGAACCUUUCAGAUUCCGAAUUAAAGCCAGAAAUUGUUGGUCUUCUUACCGAAGAACCUUUUUCAAAAUUCCCAGUGCCCGAUCCGAGACGUUUUAGUAGUUGGCUGCGCCUUCUGCGAUCCACUGCACGCGUUUAUCAAUUUGCUAGAUUGUUUAUGUCCAAAAUAACUCGUUCGGCUGAUCUUAAUUCUUCAAUUUUCAUGUCCAUAGGUCCAGGGAGCACCACGUCCCUUCUUCAACUUCUAGAGUCCGACCUCGCCUGGGCGGAGAAGACAUUAUUGAGAUACUCGCAAUGGGAUUGCUUCGCCGAAGAAAUCACACACCUGCGGGCCUCGCUGCCCCUCCCCAAAGCCAGCCGAAUAGCGUCUCUCUGUGCGUUCCUGGACAAAGAUAACCUCCUGCGGGCGGACACCCGCAUCAAAUUGGCAUUAACGGCUACCGAAGACGUAAAAGCCCCAAUAAUAUUGGACGGUCGGAGCCACAUCGUGCGAUUAUUAAUAAUGGAACUCCACGUAAAGAUGGGACACGGGUUUGACGAAACUGUUCUCAACGAGCUUCGACAAAGAUUCCGAAUUAUUAACGCUAGAAAAACCAUUAAAAGCGUCUCGAGCUCUUGCGCUGGGUGUCGAAGAUUUAAGGGUCGCCCGGUCCUACCACCAACUGGAGACCUGCCCCUGGAGAGGCUGAACCACCACACAAGACCAUUCACGUUCACUGGCCUAGACUAUUUUGGUCCGUUCGCCGUAGCUGUGGGCCGUCGACAAGAAAAAAGGUACGUCGCCCUUUUCACAUGCCUAGUCACGAGGGCUAUACACCUGGAAGUGGUUACAACGUUAUCUGCCGACGCCGCAAUAUCGAGCCUAAGGCGGUUCAUCGCUCGAAGAGGAUCGCCCAAGCAGAUCCUCUCUGACAACGGAACGAAUUUUGUCGGUGCAAGCAAAGAAAUGAGAAAACUCCACGGUGGCCCCGUUAUUGACUUCGCUACGAAUGGAAGAAUACGAUGGCGCUUCAUCCCCCCGGCCGCGCCUUUUAUGGGGGGGGCCUGGGAACGGUUAGUGCGCACCGUGAAGAACGCGCUCAAGACAACUCUCAAAAACAGGUCCCUCCCCAAAGAGGACACAUUCAGAACAUUGCUCUUAGAGGCUGAGGCAAUCGUCAACUCCCGGCCACUGACGUACGUCCCCACGGCGACCGACGCUCCGGAAGCGAUAACACCAUUCCACUUUCUAAUAGGCACGUCAUCGGUGGUUCCUUGGACUAACGACCUGACAGAUGGGGAGUUUUCACAACGCCAGGAGUGGCGGAAGGCACUUCGGCUGGCGGACCACUUCUGGGCUCGAUGGCUGCGGGAGUACCUGCCAACGCUGAGAGAGAAACUGAAGGAGUCCCAACCGUAUCAAGACAUAAAGGAGGGGGACGUGGUGCUGAUCGUGGACCCUACCCUUCCGCGCGGCUUGUGGCCGCUAGCUAGGGUCUCGAGGACGUACCCCGGUCAGGACGGUCGAGUCCGCGUAGCGGACCUCCUCACAAAGGGAGGUACGCUGCGCCGACCGGCUAGAAAAUUAAUUGUACUGGAGGCCCAGCCAGUCGCCACCGAGUUUUAG
This is a messenger RNA of Aricia agestis (brown argus), 4266 nucleotides long. RefSeq lists its product as uncharacterized. The record is from RefSeq and is a predicted model, not a curated record. Bases 1 to 4266 code for a protein of 1421 amino acids. Lineage: Eukaryota; Metazoa; Arthropoda; Insecta; Lepidoptera; Lycaenidae. The transcript has 3 exons. Gene Ontology annotation, molecular function: nucleic acid binding; aspartic-type endopeptidase activity. Gene Ontology annotation, biological process: DNA integration; proteolysis.